This is a messenger RNA of Prorocentrum cordatum, 765 nucleotides long. Lineage: Eukaryota; Dinophyceae; Prorocentrales; Prorocentraceae. The record is from the annotation of a GenBank genome assembly.
AUGAAGAGGAUCUGUCACGAGGCCGUCGUCCCGGUGCUCGUCUCGGAGAACGAAGUCAUCUUCAGCCUGGAGGAGGUGCCUUCGGAGCCGCCCCACGUGAUCUUCCUGGAGAAGGGGCUGCUGACGUACCAGCUCGGUGGCGGAGCGAUCCAGGAUGUGCACCCGGGCCAGUGGAUCUCGGAGCAAGUGUUGUGGACUGAUUGGGUCUACCAGGGCACCCUGUGCAGCGUCACCCCCAGCAGGCUUCUCAUGCUGAACUCAAUGGUCUUUCAGAAUGUCCUGAGCACCAAGGCCCCGCAGGGCACCCUCAGCGCCGAAGUGGCCAAGUACGCGACUGAGUUCCUGAAGCAGCUGAACAGCUCCAAGUACGGGGACCGCAGCGACCUCGGCUCCCACGACGCCUGCGCGCGCCUGGCAGCGCAGUGCUCCGGGACCGACCUGCAGGACUCUACGCCCGACGCGCCCGAGCGGCGCAUGUCGGGCUCCUUGGGCAUGAACGCGGUGCAGGAGUUCCAUGCGCGAGCUGCACAGCUGGCUGGGGACGGCGAGGAGGCCCGAGCAGGGCGCCGAGCCGGGCUUCCGGCCCGACGCGGAGCCCCCACGCAGCUCGGCGUCGCUCGUCCGGGCCUGGCUCCCGUGGGGGCGCCGCCAGAACGCGCCCGUAGCUCCGGCGAGCCCGGCCGCGCGAGGCGAGGCGCCAGCGCUGGCGCCGUGAUAUCGGCCAGCAGGGCAGGAGGCUGGGCUGUCCCCUCCGACCACCGCUGA